ACACUAUAAGUAUGUGGAAUAACGCUCUUUUAGAUGAUAAAUCAACUGAUUUAAUUGCACAAAUAAGGAAAGCAAAUGAAAUACUUGAAUCCAGCAUAACGAUGCCAUCUCAUUUCGAAGAAAUUUAUUCAGACAGACUCUUCAAUCCUUUAUGUGUUACAGAUUUAGGUGAGAAUGACAGCAAAAGCUUAUUGAUUAUGGAUCCAUACCUCAUCCCACAAGUUGACAUUAUUGAUGUUGAAAAAGAUAAACAU
Molecule: messenger RNA, 254 nt
Organism: Scutellospora calospora
Lineage: Eukaryota; Fungi; Glomeromycota; Glomeromycetes; Diversisporales; Gigasporaceae
Source: the annotation of a GenBank genome assembly